This is a messenger RNA of Salmo salar (Atlantic salmon), 2061 nucleotides long. NCBI's taxonomy places the organism in Eukaryota, Metazoa, Chordata, Actinopteri, Salmoniformes, Salmonidae. The record is from RefSeq and is a predicted model, not a curated record.
CCUUGUCGGUCUGGACGUAAAUAAGCUGCUUGCGCAUCUCAGCUGACGCGGCGGGAACGGGGAAGAAAGAGCUCGAGAUCCCCGGCGGAGGGCGUCACCAUGGGGAAGUGGAGGUUGUUCAGCGUCUCUGUGGUUCUGGGUUCAGUCUUUAUGAUCCUGUUGAUGAUUCUCUACUGGGACGACGUUGGCGCCUCUCACCUUUACCUGCCCGCCCUCUCCCCCCGGCCCGCCCCUCACCACCCCGCCACGCACCCCUCCUUCCUCUCCGACAUCAACGCCUUCGUAAACCAGUUCCUGGAGGGGACCAAUGAUCCUACAGAUUCCGCCCCCCCAGACUCUGCCAACCAAUCAGAGCGCGCCGAGGAGCGGUACGUGCCCCGGAGGGAGUGGAAGGUCCAUCUGACGCCCAUCGACCCCGAGAAACGACUAGGACAGGAGAGGCGGCGGCAGCGUGUCCAUGACCUCUGUCACCAUGGUGAUGACCUAGCUUUUCCGGGGAAGAACCGUUCAUUUGACGACAUCCCCAACAGGGAGCUGGAUCACCUGAUCGUCGACGACCGACAUGGGGUCAUAUACUGCUACGUCCCCAAGGUGGCCUGUACUAACUGGAAGAGGGUGAUGAUUGUGCUCAGUGAGAGGCUGCUCCAGGACGGAGGUCCCUACAGGGAUCCACUGGCUGUUCCUCAGGAGAUGGUCCACAACAGCAGCCUCCACUUCACCUUCAACAAAUUCUGGAAACGCUACGGGAAGUUCUCACGACAUCUGAUGAAGGUGAAGCUCCAGAAGUACACCAAGUUCCUGUUUGUCAGAGAUCCGUUCGUCCGCCUCAUCUCGGCGUAUCGGAACAAGUUCGAGCAGCCCAACGAGGAGUUCUACCGCCGAUUCGCUCUGCCCAUGCUCCGUCGCUACGGUAACCACUCUGAACCUCCCGCGGCAGCGGGCGAUGCGUUUCCUGCGGGAAUCCGCCCUUCCUUCUCAGAGUUUGUCCAAUACCUACUGGACCCCCAGACGGAGAGCGAAGCCCCUUUCAACGAGCACUGGAGACAGGUCUACCGGCUCUGCCACCCCUGUCAAAUACAGUAUGACUUUGUGGGUCAGCUGGAGACGGUGGAGGAGGAUGCUGAACAGCUGCUGAGGGUUUUGAAGGUGGACAACGUGGUGGACUUCCCCUCCUCUCCCAGGAACCAGACGACCAGCAGCUGGCAGGAGGACUGGUUCAGCAGGGUGCCCCUAGUGGCCAGGAGGAAUCUCUACAGGCUGUAUGAACCGGACUUCAGACUGUUUGGUUACUCCAGACCAGACGCGCUGCUAGACUGACCGACUCCAACUACGCUCUUUAGAGAAAAAGUAUUUUCUUGUCCCCAUCGGAGAACCCCUUUUUUUGGUGGUGAACAAGGUUCUACUUAGAACCUUUUUAGUGAUGAAACUGGUUCCACGUAGAACCUUGUAUUAAUUAAAGGGUUCCACUUGGAACCAAAAAUAGCUAUUGUCACGUGGGUUCUCCUAUGGGGAAAAUUGGGUAGUACAUUAUUUUCUAAGACCAGCCAGACCAGAGUGCUGGACCUUCUGCUCCGGUUCUGGACUCAGCAGGUCCAGAACAGAGGAACGUUAAGAGUUAGGUUACACUUCCUUUGGAGAAGAGUUUGGACUCCUGACUGCUGGAACCCUGGUGGAACCCUGGUGUCAUGUCGUCAUGGGAACCCUGGUGUCUGUCAUCAUGGAACCCUGGUGUCUGUCAUGUCGUCGUGGGAACCCUGGUGUCUGUCAUGUCGUCAUGGGAACCCUGGUGUCUGUCAUGUCGUCAUGGGAACCCUGGUGUCUGUCAUGUCGUCAUGGGAACCCUGGUGUCUGUCAUGUCGUCAUGGAAACCCUGGUGUCUGUCAUGUCGUCAUGGGAACCCUGGUGUGUGUCAUGUCGUCAUGGGAACCCUGGUGUCUGUCAUGUCGUCAUGGGAACCCUGGUCACUACUGAUCGUCCUAUGAGGAGUCCUGGUCACUACUGAUCGUCCUAUGAGGAGCCCUGGUCACUGGGUUAGGGGUAGACAGGGGGUUAGAGGGGUAG